AUGGCUCGUUGCCGUCAUCUGAUUUUUUUAUGUCUGGUGAUAUAUGCAAGAGAAGCACUCACUCAGAAUUCAACAUCCACAAAUUCCCCGAAUGUCACAGUUUUGCCUCCUGGUUGUGGUCAGGAUGUGAAUUGGAUUUUCUUUUCCUUGUGUGAUUUGGAAGCUGUCUGGGGUAUUAUCUUAGAAUCUGUGGCAGCUUUAGGUAUUUUGUGUACAAUAAUCCUAACAUUAAUAUGUAUAGCCCUUUCUGCUUCUGUUUCUCAAGAUGAACGCAAAGGUGCUUUAGCCCUAAAUUUUCUUUUUCUUACUGGAGUUUUUGGGUUAUUUUGUUUAGUGUUUGCCUUUAUCAUCGCACCUAAUUCCACAGUCUGCAUAAUCCGCAGAUUUUUGUUUGGCGUGUUAUUUGCCAAAUGUUUUGCUUGCCUCGUGGCAAAUUCAGUAAGGCUCAACUACCUAGUGCUUCAGAAUCGUGGCCCCGGAGGUUGCUUAGUGUUUCUGCUGGCUAUUGGACUUUUCUUGGUAGAGACCGUGAUAAAUGUGGAAUGGCUUCUCAUUACCAAUGUACGACAAACUCUCCAAAAUACUGAUCAUCCAUGUAACAUUAUGAACCAGGACUUUGUGACUGCAUUAGUUUAUGUUAUGUUCCUGAUAGUGGCAUCAAUGGUGAUCCCUUGUUCUGUGCUCCGUGGACACUAUUUACAAUGGAGGCGUCAUGGAAAACACAUUGUAUCUACUGCAUUUCUGUCUCUUCUCAUCUGGGUGGCCUGGAUUGUGAUGUAUCUGUAUGGCAAUGAGAAGUUAGGCCACAAAUCUUGGGAUGAUCCAGUUUUGGCCAUAGCUCUGGCAGCAAACGCCUGGGUGUUCAUCUUGUUCUAUGCCAUCCCACAGCUUGCAGAGAUGACAAGGUCUGGAUACAAGUAUGAAGGAGACAGCCUGAACAUCUUGAAUCGACAUUCUGAGGAGCCAUCCUCUAUUGUAAUGGAGAACCGGGCAUUCUCUAUGGAUAACCUGGAUAUAGCUGAGCCAGACAGCUCUAGAAGAGAACAAAGUAAGCAAUAUAUUAGAAUCAAGUAA
Messenger RNA from Staurois parvus, 1074 nucleotides. The record is from the annotation of a GenBank genome assembly. Lineage: Eukaryota; Metazoa; Chordata; Amphibia; Anura; Ranidae.